UAGUUUCGUUUCUUUUCUUCGUUCUUUACUUCUGUCAGUCACCCAGUCAAUCCAGUCAUACGUCAUGUUGACAUGCGGACUGACAUGUAUUGACAUCGCGUGUUACGAAAAAUAAAUUAUGCAAAUUAAUUCAUUAUUUUUGUAAUAAUAUAAAAUUAAAGACACAGUGUUACUAAAAUAUUAAACGGUUAGACCGCAGUAAAAUAAUAAUGGCGGAAAAAUACAUACUAACACUAGAUAUAGGAACUACUACGAUACGUUCUUUUAUAUAUAAUUCUAAAGCCGAAACUGUUGGAAGUGCUGUUGACCAGGUCAAAUUACACUAUCCAAGUCCAGGGUUUGUGGAAAUAGAUCCUGAGGAGCUAUGGAAAUCAGUAGUACAAGUUGUGUUGAUUUCAAUCAAAGAUGCAAAACUAUCAGCAGCGCAAAUCACAGCAAUGGGCAUAUCAACACAGAGAAGCACAUUCAUUAAUUGGUCACGGGAAACGGGUAAACCGUUCCAUCGAUUCAUCACUUGGAAGGAUCUCAGAGCCGACAAACUUGUUAACCAAUGGAAUGAAUCGUAUACAUGGAAGCUAUUCAAGGCCAGCGCGUACGUUUUGUAUUUAAUAAUGAGAAGUCAGAAGUUCCGAGCCGGAAGUGUCCUUAAAUUCAUGAACACACAGACUACCUUAAGGCUAAGUUGGGCGCUACAGAACAUCGCGCCGCUGAAAGAAGCUGCGAAAAGGGAUGACGUCAUGUUCGGGACACUGGACACUUGGUUACUGCACAAACUAACAGGAGGCAAAAUCCACGUGUCGGACGUCUCAUCAGCAUCAGCAACUGGUUUCUUCGACCCAUUCUGCAUGGAAUGGGGCGGAUGGGCACUAUCCCUCUUCAAGAUACCGCGCAGUGUGCUACCCACCAUAGUGGACACUGCGGGCAAGCAUUUCGGGACCACUACGCCUGAUAUCUGGGGGCAUGCGAUACCUAUCAUAAGUUGUAUGGCCGACCAAACAGCAUCAAUGUGGGGUUCCUGUUGCUUCGAAGUCGGAGACGUGAAGCUAACCAUGGGCACGGGCACCUUUUUCAAUAUAAACACGGGUUCCGUGCCCCACGCUAACGUGGCCGGAUUGUACCCCAUCGUGGGCUGGAGACUGGGGGAUGAGUUGGUGUACUCUGCUGAGGGCUCUAACAAUGAUACUGCGUCUAUUAUCAAGUGGGCUCAGAACUUAGGUCUUUUUGAAAACCCCCAGGACUCGGCAAGCAUUGCAGAAUCAGUUCCCGACACUGAUGGAGUCUACUUUAUACCGGCAUUCAGUGGAUUAGGGGCGCCAUACAACGACGGCUCAGCGGCUUCAGGCUUCGUCGGCAUGAAGCCCUCGACGACUAAAGCGCACCUAGUGAGGGCAGUCUUGGAGUCUCUCGCGUUCCGGAUAGCUCAGCUGUUCUACUGCGUGCGCGAGGAGAACAACUAUCAGUUCAACAUUAUCAGAGUGGACGGCGGCGUGUCAAACAACGACUUCAUCGCGCAGCUGGUGGCGGACCUGACCGGGCUGCGCGUGGAGCGGCCCGUGCACACCGAGAUGUCCUCCCUGGGCUGCGCGCACGUCGUGGGCCUGCAACUAGGUAUAUGGAAAUCCAAAGCGGAGCUAAAAUCAAUGCGCAAAGUCGCCUGCGUAUUCAAUCCACGGCCUCGUGUCAAAAAAGCAUACGACGUCACAUUCACCCGCUGGGAGGACGCCGUCAAACGCAUGUGCGGUUGGUACACAGCUAACAAGUCCCAACAGAGCCUCUCUACAGUCUCAGACUCGAGUAGUAGUUCGGUAACCCCACAAAACAGCUUCAAGGUACCUUCGAGAAAAAACGGUAAGUACACAUAGCGGUGGCUUUUCUACGUGCUAGCGUUCCUCGUCGCGUGCUUGCCUAUAGUUAGGUGAUAUAUAUCUUGCCGUGAUGUUUUUAGAUUGAUUCGUGAGGAUACACUCAACAGUGAUAACCCUAUUACUCUAUAGGGAGCAUUCCACGAAAUGGUCUAGCGUUGUCCCGUAAAUGCGUGGAAUUUCUGAAGAUUUAAAAGUACAGGUCUUUCUUUAUCUGUGGCAAUGAAUGACAAAGGAUCAAAAAUAUGUUCAGAAAAAUAAACAUUGACUAAAAACGCUGAAAAACAUCUGUACGAAAUAAAACGCGUUUGUACGGGACAACCCGUGGAAUAGCUUUAUAGUUAGAUUUUUUUAAGAUGUGCGAAUUUCACUUAGUUGUUUAUAAAAUUCGGACAGAGUAAAAAAAUCUGACACUACCUGCUAGUUUUUAGGUGUAGCGUAGGGUGCAGCGCAAGCUUGCAUAUAAAGGGUCAUGCCGGAUUUCGCUGUUUUUAUACGUAGCUUUUAAGUGUUUUGAGGUUAUAAUAUAAGAAUAAUACAGGCAAAUAUCAGCAGCAGUACCAUUUAAUCAUAUAAGUAGUUUUAUUAUUAAUUUAAAAUUCUGAUGAUCAAAAUCAAACGUUUAAGGGUCGGUUGCAUCACACGUCUGUCACCGUUAAAGUGCCCGCUAAAUUUUAAUGUAUCGGAAUUUUCGUUCGGAAGUCCGUCAACCUUGGUUGGUGCAACCGGUCUUAAGUGUCGUCUCAAAACUUACAGAUUAGAAGACAUUAUAUGUAUAUAAGUUACCCUAACCUGAAAAUAAAAAUGCCCAUUUAUUUAUGAAUGCUCGAUACUCUCGAUUUGCCUACUGUUGUACAUGUUGGGAAAUUAAAUGGAUAAAUAAUCCGCACUAAAACUAGGUUGUAUUGAGCUAGAUUUUAACUCUAAUGCAGCGAGUCACUCAUAGAGCAAUUGGAGAAGUUGAUUGUGUGUUUCUGCAUUAAAAGACUUACCGAAGAUUUACCGAUUUCCGUAAAAACGACUUCGUAGUAUUGCAUUUCUCUACGGGCUCAUUUAGACGAACUCGCAUGCGAUUUUAGACUUUUAGUUAGUUCAAAUACCGCAAUUUAAUGAUAAUGAAACACGCAUGCGAGUUCUCGCACCGUCUAAAUCAGCCUUAUGGGUUUUAUUUUUCUUGCCAUAGGUUGUGUAAUUUACCAAUAAUUUACCAUUUAGGGCAUAACGCCAUACUAAACAAUAAUACUCUUCUAAGGUACUGUGAAAUUGCAGCUAUCUUGCUCUCUUGGCCAAAACAUGACAGAGGCAUUUAGUAGCACAUUUUAUACAGCGUGUCCCGUGGGAGAUUCUCGAUUUUAAUUAAAAAUAAAACUUAAUAUACCAACACAAUUCAUUUUUAUAAAAAGAAGUUAAUGAGUUUUUUAUUAUUAUUUAUUUAUGUGUAAAGUUUAAAUGCAUUAGAGCAGGGGUUCCCAAUCUUUUUCAACAUGCGGCACACUUACAAGUUUAGUAUUUUGCAACGGCGCCCUUGUACAUUUAAAAUCACGGUCGAAAAAGAGUGACACGACGUUAUAUUAUUUACCGAUGCGAGCGCUCAAAUAGGUACCCGCGAAUAUUUGUGGUUUCGGAUAAUGAUAGAACUCACGGCGCCCCUCUUUACUUUCUACGGCGCACCAGGGCGCCGCGGCGCACACUUUGGGAACCCCUGCAUUAGAGUUAUCUGCCACAUAUCAAACAAUAUUUUAUUGUGUUUAUUCAAUAAACACGGUUCGACACAAUAUUGCAAAAAUGUGAAAUCCGCAAUUUUAGUAACAUUUUUGUAAUACGUUAAAUUUUAACAUAUUUUUUAUUGCCCUCAUGUAUAUUAAAUACUUGAUUCCUUUACAACAAAAAAAAACCGUACGGCAACUUAAAUGCAUUAUUUGCGGCGUAAAUAACGUAAAACUUAUACAUAUUUCAUGAUUAUUUCCAUACAUUGUGGCGUAGCCGUGCAGCCCGUUUCAUCACAGGCCGUGUGCUUUUUGAAUGGGAUGUUUUUACUCGCGGUGCGCACUAUAUUUAUUUUAGCAAAUUGCAAGUUUCUAGGGCACAACAGAUCCCCACGGGAGUUUAUCGGAAAUGUUUGAAUCUCACAGGAAGUAGAAGCGAUUGACAUCUUCCAAAAAAAAACUAUCAUUAUUUAUAGUAUUAUUAUUUUAUAUAGUAUUUAAUAUCUUUAAGUAUCUCAAACUGUUUAUUUGCCCUAAAUGUGUCCCUCUGUCCCAUAUUUUCUCUUACCCCACCUGACCUUACACCUAAAUUACGAAUUAAUUUGGACUAUAGUUAGGAGAUUAUUCGGUCGGGGUCUCCAAACCUUUUAACCCCAGGGCCAACAAGGCCAGACCUUCAGUUGCUUUUACGGUUUUUAUAUAAUUUGUCUCUUUUCCUCUUUGGCCCGAACCGGUCCGCGGGCAGUAGUGUGAAGACCCCUGUUUUACGGUAACUAUAUGUGGCGUUCCAUAUCUAAAAUGCUAUAUGUGCUUAAGGACCCUUAAGGCAUGGAACGCCACAUACAUACAUUUUGUAGUGAUUAUUCAAUUGCUAAAAAAAUCGAAGUAUAUUGUAAAUGUGCUAGGUAUUUAAAACCCCUUGCCAUUAUUUUAAGUUCAGACUCGGGUUGACAAAAAAAUACUAAAGUAAUCGUAAGUAGAUUGUAGUAAAAUAAAUUUAAUAGUGUACAUUAAAAGGAAUGUUGAUUGUAUAUAGUGUAAACGUGAGUUAAAUUGGUGAUAUCCUGAUUUGAAUAAUCCAUCCAUCUCGUGUUCAAACCCUUAUCAAGGCGAGUAGAACCAAUUUAUGCUUUCAUCACAAAGUUCCGGUGUGUGAGGGAGACAGCGCUAUGCACUUAGAUAGUGAUGUCUCGAUCACACAACGGAGAGGAGCGUUCUGCGUAGACCGCCUUAGCGACCGCAAAUGACACUUGAAACAUGGGGUAUAUAAGACUGACAUUCGAUUGCCCUCUAAGUAGUUGUAGCGGGUCAAAAUUCUUUUUGUUUGUUUUUUGUCCCCAAAAAUGCGACGGAGUGGAUUUUUUGUGUGAUAUGAAAUUUAGUUUUUUUUUCUCAUGUUAAAUGUAAUCUCCAGCUAUAAAGACAUGUGAUGAGUAAUGGCACUCGUCUUAUUUAUUUAUUUAUUUGAUAAAAUACCUGUGGCCCUAAACAAGACAACCAAAAUAAUUUUGAUCCUAGCCCAGUUAAAGGUUAGUAAAAUAAAGAUGGAAUUAUUCAAAACUGGAUUGUGAUAUGUAUUAAUUGCGCUGAGUUUAAGCGUCAUAAUCGUGUUUCCUUCACAUUACCUUUGGAAUAGCUGACUUGGUUUCAUUAUUGAAGUUGCCAUCAAUAUUAACUUGAUUUUUAAUUGUCAAGCAUAGCAUCUUCACGAGUCGACCAAAAGAGAAAAAGCGUUUUUUAAGUGUUUGGUAUUAUGGUCUGUGCGGAAAAAGAAGAGUCGUGAAUUAUAUGGGAUCCAAUACAUUCUACGACUGUUCCCUUUCCCCACAGACUUUAUUUUUGGUUCAGAUAUUAAAAGUCAAAGCUUAGAAUUGGAUAUACAGAACAAAUAAGUACAAAUCCAUGCUUGAUUAGUUAUUUAUCAACAUCUUUUUACAGUUUUACAAUGUUGAAACCUUGAGCCAUCUUGUUUUUUUUUUAUUUAAAAAAUAAUAAGUCUGGUUUUACCGCGACUUGAUUAUAUAUGUAUUGAACGUCACUAAAUUUUAGUCAAAUUUAGUUAAAUUAUUAAUUUUGUUACUAAAACCCUUUAAAAUACAUGAUAUAUUUUUAGCACAAAAUGACCAAUGUAAUACACAAUAUAUACCAUUUGCGGGUAAGACAGUUAAAAUUAACAUAAUAACUGACACUUAUCAUUCAAGCUGAAAUUUAUUUACCUAUGUAAAUUAAUUUGUUAUACAUGAAAAAAUCUCUACUAUUACUUUACAAAAUUGCUAAUUUCCCCAAAAAACUAAAUAGGGCUAAAUCCGUCCAUGAGAUAUAUACCAACAUUUGGCUAUGGAUUAGUUGUCCUGCUCAAACGAUAUUUAAGAAUGGAGGUUUUUUUUAUUAAUUAAUACCUUUUUCUUAAUGUUACAGCACGUGGUGGUGUAAUUUUUAAGUAUAUUAAAAAGAUUGCAAUAUGAAACCCACUGAAGUUGACUUUAGAAAAUCAAAAACUCAAUUCAGGUUAGUGUAUAUUACGUAAUUACGGGAUUUAAAUCAUUGCAAUUUAAAUGUAUAAAUUGGAACGAUAUAACCCCGUAAUUUAUAAGUUAUACCUCCAGAGACCCAGAAGCAAUUGUUUUGUUUUUUAAAUUUGGAACCCUUAGUUAUAUAAUAAAAGUUCAAAAUAGAUUUUGGAGUAUGUACAAAAAUUUGUACUCAGGGUCUUAGGAGAUUAAAAAAAUAUUAUCUUGCCUUGGAGUAGCUUAGAUUUUUGUACGUAUUAUUGGUUGAAUUUCGAUCAUCUUGUUUAUUUGUAACCGUAGUCCCUUUUUCCUGUACAGAGUAACCAAUAACUACGUUUUUUAACCUAUUGUAAUGAUAUCCAUUUAAGUAAUACGUCAAACGGUAUUCAUGGUAUGGAAGCCCAGAAAAUAUAAUCAGAUGUAACGUAAUUUUACAUUUAUAUUAUUGCUAAAUUAGAUCCGAAAGUCAUUUCAAUACAUCGUAAAUAUAAUGUAUGUAUGUAUAAAUAAAUUAUGUGUAAUGUGUCACUGAUUGACACCCUGGUUAACUGGUAGAACCGUGGUCAUCUUGGUGUUUUGUGAAAAGAGUACAAAACAAAUUCUAAAUACAAUGACACCAACGAUAAUUAUGUAAAUAUAUCAUUAUGAAUAUUAUAAUUUUCAUUAUAGAUUUAAAGUCAAGAUGCAGAUAUAUGUAUUUGGUACGAUUUUAAGAUGUAUGAAAAUUAAUUCACACAUCUUCGAGAACGGAAAACAUUGCGAAAUAUACCUAGUAUUAAGAAUAUAUUUCGGUAAAAAUACAUUUCAUAUUUGUUUAUGCAAUUUUUAGGUCAUAAAGAUACAUAUAUUAUGUAAAUAUUAAUGCACUCCUCUUCUUGUUAUUAUAUUAUAUAGGCUGAAUAUCAUAUAAUUAUUAUACCUAAUAUAAGUUAGAUAGAUCUAGAUGACAAUAUAUUGUUUUACCAUUUAGUGAUACGGUUUUUUACCUAAAUGCUCAACAUAUUAUGAUUGAUAUUUAUUGUAAUGAUGUUUGAAUUAUAAUUCGUUUUAUUUUUUGUUUUGGUAGAAUUUAGUUUAGAGAGAGUUUUUUAAGGGUGUAUGUAGUGGGAGGUGUAUUAUAAUUAGUAUUGUUCCUCAGAUUUUGUUAUCACAUUAUUGUUAAAAUUAUAUAUUUUGAAAAUAAAAGUUGACAUGACAUAAAAGUUAUUUUAGUUAUCUUUUAAUACUUUAUCGAAAACACUCUAAAAACAUUAUUUCUUUAUAUUUCUAGAAAUGCCUUCCAUAUAAUAAACGAGCCAUUUUGAACAGAUGCAAAACGUACUAUUAAUAAUAAGGUAAGUUGGGAUAAGAUGGAAUGGUUUUUGAUGAGAUGAACAGUGUUGUGUUGGAACUCCCGUAAAACAAAAUUUGUGUUGAACAAUUGUACAUUCGGGGCUAAAAGGAAAUAAUAUACUUUCCUCUUCCAUCGAUAAUAGGUAGUCCGGUAAUACGGUAGCAAUGAGUAAAAAACACCUUGUGGAAAAAAAA
Cydia pomonella (codling moth) is the source of this 7605-nucleotide messenger RNA. RefSeq names its product putative glycerol kinase 5. Lineage: Eukaryota; Metazoa; Arthropoda; Insecta; Lepidoptera; Tortricidae. The record is from RefSeq and is a predicted model, not a curated record. Gene Ontology annotation, molecular function: glycerol kinase activity. Gene Ontology annotation, biological process: glycerol metabolic process; triglyceride metabolic process; glycerol-3-phosphate biosynthetic process. The coding region runs from base 210 to 1862 and encodes 550 amino acids. The transcript is spliced from 11 exons. Gene Ontology annotation, cellular component: mitochondrion.